AGAGUGAGUACCAUCGAAGACAUUUCUAAAGAUGGGACAGCACCUCAGCGAGGAGACUGACAAGGUGGAAAUAGAUGUAGCAGAGCUCCAGGAAUGGUAUAAGAAGUUUGUGGUAGAAUGCCCGAGUGGGACUCUUUUUAUGCAUGAAUUUAAGCGUUUCUUUGGAGUGACAGACAACCAAGAGGCAGCAGACUAUGUGGAACACAUGUUCAGAGCUUUUGAUAAAAAUGGGGAUAACACCAUAGAUUUCCUGGAAUAUGUGGCUGCGCUUAAUCUAGUUUUACGGGGGAAACUCGAGCACAAACUAAAAUGGACUUUCAAGGUGUAUGACAAAGAUGGAAACGGCUGUAUUGACAAGACAGAGCUUUUAGAAAUAGUAGAGUCCAUAUACAACUUGAAGAAAGUUUGUCGCCAGGGUCAAGAAGAUCGGUCUCCAUUGUUGUCCCCAGAAGAAGUGGUGGAUAGGAUAUUCCUGCUGGUGGAUGAGAAUGGAGAUGGCCAGUUGUCUCUAGAUGAAUUUAUUGAUGGUGCUCGCAAAGACAAGUGGGUGAUGAAAAUGCUUCAAAUGGAUGUAAGUCCAGGCAGCUGGAUUAGUGAGCAGAGGAGAAAAAGUGCUCUCUUUUAAUAUUAACUGGUUGACUACCUUCUUGUUGCUUUUCUGGAGACCUGAAGACCCCCACAUUGGUUUGGACUUCUCUGAAAGAGUUGGACCAUCAGGUUUUGAAAGCACACAAUCACAUGGAUCAUACACUGGAUGCCUGGGCAUGAUACCAGUAGCCAGCAAUUGAAAUGUAUUUUCUGAUUCAUGAUUGCUGCUAUUGUAUUCCUCAGAUCUAUAAGCUCAGGCAUAUUGUGAUUCCUUAUCUCUACAUAAAUCAUACGUGUUGUCAUUGUGGUUGUUUUGGUAGGUUGCUAAAAGGCUAUUAUUCUGCAAUCUCAAUUGAUACUUAUUGAUUUUGCAAUGUGGAUUCAGUUUCGAAAUGAAUUUUAUUUAUACAUUUAAUAAAUUGCUUCCUAAUACUCAAUAGAAACAAUAAAAUUAGGUUUUAAAAUCUAUGUGACAAAAUAUGCAGCUUUUGGUGGGGCUUAAUAAAUUGUUUGACACUGAUUGGAAAAAAAUGAGACAUGAAGAAGAUAUGAAACCAUUCUUCACAGACUAGAUUCUAGUUGCUCCUAAGCAUCAAAGAACAAACUCCAUCUACCUUUCACAUAGCUAAUUUGGCAAAGCCAUGAAAGGAGACUGUAGGCUGGCACAUAGAAGACACUGUAAGGACUCAAUGGCCCAGACUUACUGUGAGUAAGACAGGGUAGACAUUGAGUGGUGGAUCAGGGCGUAUUAUAAAUGGUAAAUCUCCAGACCGCCUAACAAAAAAUUUAAGACACCUUUUAUUUGUCUUUCUUUCAGAUGUCUUUUUUCCCACUAAGUCAUAUAUCUUUGUCGAACAUGACAAUAAAACCACUAGAUGUAAAUUUUUGCAGCAAAAUCCACAAAAAUUCUAGACAAAAUCGAGGUGCAGAGUUGAUUUGAACCUUGGAUGCCAUAUAGUGAGCUAUGCAAUUCCAUAAGAGAGAGAUUCUCUCUUAGAAGCAAUACUUCUAAGGAUCUGAUGGACCAUGCCACAAAUUUUUCCAAUAGAAGGAACCUCCAUAAGCCAACCUAUGAAAUCACAGACAUAUGGAGGUGCCUUAGGACCCACUGUUUAUCAAAACUGCCUUAUUAUAAAGUUAUUAGCCUACCAUUGAACCCUGUGGCAAAUAUGUUUUAAUAUAUAUCCAGUUACUGUAGUUUAUGUCCUGCAUUGAAGCCUUGAAAUGUAGGAUGUUGGAUGUGUCAUUGGUAAAAACAAGGAGGUGUGGGGGGGUAGUGUCACAUGUCCUGCUGAUGUCAGGACACAUCUCACUGACCUAAAGCAUGAUGGAACAGCAGAGAGAUGACAAACCAGGAAGUAGGAUUCAAGCAUGGGGGAUAAGAGAAAACUGCAAAUGAGGUAAACUUGAAAAAAAAAAAAAAAAAUCGAUGAGGGAUGAGACCAAGGCCUC
Bufo bufo (common toad) is the source of this 2040-nucleotide messenger RNA. It is a transcript of the gene GUCA1B, whose product is annotated as guanylate cyclase activator 1B. Bases 32 to 625 code for a protein of 197 amino acids. The record is from RefSeq and is a predicted model, not a curated record. Gene Ontology annotation, biological process: visual perception. Gene Ontology annotation, cellular component: cone photoreceptor outer segment; photoreceptor inner segment. Lineage: Eukaryota; Metazoa; Chordata; Amphibia; Anura; Bufonidae. Gene Ontology annotation, molecular function: calcium ion binding; calcium sensitive guanylate cyclase activator activity. The transcript is spliced from 4 exons.